UCUGGGCCCUGGGGUGGUCUGUCUGAGAGGGUGAAAAGCUCACUUACUCCUUCACUCUCUCAGUGGCCACGUGGUCCUCAGUCCAGAGUAAGCCAUGAGGUCAGGGUUGCUUCCUUGGGGGUUGUUGCUGCUGCUCAUCUUUCUUUCCCCUGCUCCAGUCAAAGUUGAAAGAGACCGAGAUGUGUUCUGUGGAGCUUGCAGGGCCUUGAUGGAUGAGGUAGAGUAUGAUGUUAUGAAAGCACGUCAGAAGAAGGGUGUAAGGGUGAAGUCGUACCGCAUAAGGCCUGAUGGGACGCAGGAGAGGACCAAGAUUCCCUUAGCCCAGUCCGAGGCAUUCUUAACAGAAGUUUUGGAGACCGUGUGUGAGAGAAUGAAUGACUACAAACUUGAAGAAGAUUCUGAAACCAGUGCAAGGACGUUCAAGAGAUUUGCUCCAAGGAAAGGGGACAAAAUAUACAAAGAAUUUAAACGAUUCUAUUUUUAUUCUGAUGCUUACAGACCUUUGAAAUUUGCGUGUGAAACUAUAAUAGAAGAAUAUGAAGAUGAAAUAUUCUCACUUAUCGCCCAGGAGGCAGACCAUCUAGCUGACAAGUUGUGCAGUGAAAAAUCAGAUCUUUGUGAUGCUUCUUCUACAAGUCACACUGAGCUUUAAGACGACCGAUCUACUAGUUAUAAGGAGAAGUAAGGUGACAAUCUCUCCCCUCCCCCAAAGGUCAAUGACUGUUCUCUGUCGCUACAUGCCUUUCAUCACCAUAAUCAGUACUCAUGCCUCUGCCUUAAGUAUGUGCUAAGUUUUUUGAUGGCUAAAAUUGAGAAAAAAAUUUUUAAAAUGAAAAACACAAUGAUGAACUCAUUCCUCUGAAUAGUUUCUGAAGGUAAAAUUAUAGAAUCCAUCCAUGUCGAUUCUGUUGCUUUUGAUGAUGUGAAACUUGGGGGAUAAAUGCAUUUUUCUUGGAAGGUUGUGGGAAGAUUUCCUAUAAACACAAAUAAGAAUUUAAUAAGUUUUUAGCAAAUUAUGCACUCUGAGUAGAUGCCUUUUUGGUUAGAGAAGAACUUUACUCAAACAGCUGAUUGGAAAUGUGAAGUCAAGCAAUAAUUACUGGCAAGUAGUUUCUUAGCCUUUCUAGCUCAGGGCUAAUAUUGUCUACCCUGAUUUUCAUAAGGGAUCAAUUUCAAUA
Molecule: messenger RNA, 1178 nt
Organism: Trichosurus vulpecula (common brushtail)
Lineage: Eukaryota; Metazoa; Chordata; Mammalia; Diprotodontia; Phalangeridae
Gene: CNPY1
Product: canopy FGF signaling regulator 1
Exons: 5
Coding region: 95-652 (185 amino acids)
Cellular component (GO): endoplasmic reticulum
Source: RefSeq, a predicted model, not a curated record